AUGGGGAGGCCUGAAUAUGUUUGGAACGAGGUUUGGACGUAUCUAGCAGAAGACGCUCAAUACAAUAGACGAAAAGUAUUAAAUGAUCAAGAUUUGUUUCAAAAUGAUCAAGAAAAAAAGGAUUUUGCACUGCUACAGUUGGAAAAACUCUUAUUACUUUACAAUAAGAGUUUGAAAGAUUUUCCAGACAUGCCUUUAGUCUUAGAAGGAUUGUCUGUUACGACUGACAAUAGGUUGAUCUUGGAAGAGUUAUCAUACGAUUGUGAUUUGCUUGCUAAAGAGAGUUACUUACUUCAUUCCCAACUUACAGAUGAGCAAAGGUCAAUUUAUGAUGCUGUUAUUUCUGAUGUUUAUUCUAACAAGGGUGGAUUGUACUUUGUUUACGGGUAUGGUGGUACUGGCAAAACAUUUCUUUGGAGGGCAUUAUCAGCUUAUAUUAGAGCUAAAGGUCAAAUAGUUAUCAAUGUGGCAUCCAGUGGUAUAGCAUCUUUGCUUUUGCCGGGAGGACGGACAUCACACUCUAGAUUUGCAAUACCUAUUUCUAUCAAUGAAGAGUCUACUUGCAAUAUUCAUCAAGGUAGUCAGUUGGCAGAUCUCAUUGUUGCAGCGAAGUUGAUAAUUUGGGAUGAAGCACCAAUGAUGCACAAGCACUGUUUUGAGGCUUUGGAUCGAACAAUGCGAGAUAUAUUGAGAUUUGUUAAUCAAGACAGUGGUCAUAGGACAUUUGGAGGUAAAACAGUGGUAUUUGGAGGUGACUUUAGGAAAAUUUUACCUGUGGUGCCAAAAAGAUCAAGACAAGACAUUGUUUCUUCAGCUAUCAAUUCAUCAUACCUUUGGAAGCAUUGCAAAGUUAUGCGCCUAACAAAGAAUUUGAGGUUAAAUAGUAUGCAACCUGGUUUGGAUCAACAACAAAUGGAAGAAUUUGCUAACUGGCUUGCUUUAAUAGGUGAUGGUACUAUUGGCGAAGAUAAUGAUGGUUACGCUGAGGUUGAUAUCCCGUCUCAAAUGUUGUUGAAAUCUAAUGGUGAUCCUAUUGCAACUAUUGUUAGCAGUACUUUCCCUCAGUUCAAUGGUGGUAUAAGUGAUGGUAGUUGCUUUCAUAGCAGUGCUAUUUUAGCACCUACAUUACAAGUUGUCAAUGAAGUAAAUGAAUAUAUGUCUGACUUGACUAUAGGGGAAGGGAAGACAUAUUACAGUUCUGACACAGCUUGCAAAGCUGAUGGUUCUUCUACUGUACUUGCAGAUGUCCAUACACCGGAAUUCUUAAACACUAUUAGAGCUUCAGGCCUGCCAAAUCAUGCUUUAACAUUAAAGGUUGGUUCACCUGUAAUGUUAAUGAGGAAUAUUGAUCACAGUCUAGGACUAUGCAAUGGUACUAGGUUGGUUGUUACAAGAUUAGAUGAACAUGUUGUUGAAGGAAGUAUACUUGCAGGACCCAAUGUUGGCACUAGGGUAUUGAUUGCUAGAAUGACUAUAACGCCAUCUGACACAAGAUUGCCUUUCAAGUUCAAUAGGAAACAAUUUCCUCUCAUGUAG
Ipomoea triloba (trilobed morning glory) is the source of this 1536-nucleotide messenger RNA. Its product is annotated as ATP-dependent DNA helicase pif1-like. Gene Ontology annotation, molecular function: DNA helicase activity. The transcript has 2 exons. Gene Ontology annotation, biological process: DNA repair; telomere maintenance. The record is from RefSeq and is a predicted model, not a curated record. The coding region runs from base 1 to 1536 and encodes 511 amino acids. Lineage: Eukaryota; Viridiplantae; Streptophyta; Magnoliopsida; Solanales; Convolvulaceae.